Penicillium lagena is the source of this 456-nucleotide messenger RNA. RefSeq lists its product as uncharacterized. Lineage: Eukaryota; Fungi; Ascomycota; Eurotiomycetes; Eurotiales; Aspergillaceae. The transcript has a single exon. The coding region runs from base 1 to 456 and encodes 151 amino acids. The record is from RefSeq and is a predicted model, not a curated record.
AUGACGGAAAAUGGUUCGAAUCCCAACGCCAUUGAGCCCCACUCUAUCGCUGUCAUCCACUCCUGGGUUUUCCGAACGGUCGGUGUUGAAGAACGGCAUUGCACCAGCGGUUUCAUCUCUCGUCCCGCCGGCUACCUCGAACUACCGAUGCCUCGCAUCACCGACUUCGCGCGUCCACACGAGCCAUCUUCCGCCAAGCCCAUUCCCCUGAUAGCAGCUGCCGCUUACUGCGAUGUUCUUGGCAAGGGGGCGAGAUCGACCAGGAAUACACGCCCCUUUCGGCGCCCCAUCAUACUCCCCCCCCGUCUCACUUACCUGUUUGUGCCCUACUGUUCCACUUGCACGUGGUCUCCACAACACCUGCCAUGCGUCGCCCCACCACUAAUUCUCCCAUCUCCCCAAGGUCGGCAAUUACAUAACAGCGUACUGGAGCAGGGACUAGGCCUUUUCGACUAG